AUGAGAGGAAAAACAUCAAAGGAAGCAUGGAAUAUUCUACAACAAGAGUUUGAAGGAGACUCAAAGGUGAGAACUGUGAAACUUCAAUCUCUUAAGAGAGACUAUGAAAAUGAAAUAAUGAAAGAGAAUGAGAGUUUGAAUGAAUACUUUAAUAGACUCUCUGAAUUGGUGAAUCAAAUGAAGUCACAUGGAGAUACAAUAUAUGAUCGCAAAAUUGUUGAUAAAAUUCGGAUUAGUUUGACAGAAAAAUGUGAUCCUAUGGUGGUUGUUAUAGAAGAAACUAAGGACCUAUCAACUAUGUUUGUUCAAGGGUUGAUGGGGUCUUUGAGGUCCUACAAACAAAGGUUGUUACAACACUCUGAAAAAUCAAUUGAGAGUGCCUUUCAAUCUAAACUCAACAUUCAGCCCAAUAAUGGUGAAAAUAAGCUCCCAAUACAAAAUAUAGAAGGACAAAAUGAUGAAGGUAAUUUGUUUUUUGCUUGUCAAAAAGCAUUUCAAGAAGAUAAAAAUGUGUGGUAUUUGGAUAGCGGUUGUAGCAAUCAUAUGACCAGAAAGAAAGAAGCUUUUAUAAACAUUGAUUCUUCAUUUGGCUCAAAAGUGAAAUUGGAAAAUGGAGAACAUGUUGAAGUAAAAGGAAAAGGCAGCAUUGGAGUUACAACAAAGCAAGGAAGCAAAGUCAUUCAUGACACUCUUUAUGUGCCAGAGUUGGAUGAGAACUUGCUAAGCAUUGGACAACUUUGGGAGCAUGGCUAUUCUCUAAAUUUUGAGAAUCAUGAAGGUGUUGAAAGACAACUCACUAUUGGCUAUACACCUCAGCAAAAUGGUGUAUCUGAAAGAAAGAACCAAGUCGUGAUGGAGAUGGCGAAGUCUAUGCUACUUGAGAAAGAUGUCCAACAAAGAUCGUAUAGAAUGAGACUCCACUUGAAGCUUAGAGUGGAAGAACACCUUCAGUUAACCACCUUAAAGUUUUUGGGUGUGUUUUCUAUGCUCAAAUUCCUUAAACAAAAGAGGACAAAGUUGGAAGAAACAAGUGAAAGAUGUGUCUUUAUUGGCUAUAGUUCCAUAUCAAAGGGCUAUAAAAUUUACAAUUUGAAGACAAACAAGGUGAUCAUUAGUCGGGAUGUUGUAUUUAAUGAGAAGGCUUCUUGGAAUUGGGAAGAAGACAAAAUGAAGGAGAAAGCAGUCCCUGCAAUUUUAUUACAACAAAAUCCAACAACUGAAAAUAAGCAACCAACCCCAUGUACACCAAGUUCUUCAUCCUCUCCAAGUUCACCAAUUUCAAGUUCAUCAUCCCCCAGCUCAACUCCAAUAAAAUUGAAGGACUUGAGUGAUAUUUAUGCAAGGUGCAACUAUUGUGUUAUGGAACCAGAAAAUUUUGAUGAAGCAAUCAAAUAA
This is a messenger RNA of Lathyrus oleraceus (garden pea), 1395 nucleotides long. RefSeq lists its product as uncharacterized. The transcript is spliced from 4 exons. NCBI's taxonomy places the organism in Eukaryota, Viridiplantae, Streptophyta, Magnoliopsida, Fabales, Fabaceae. Gene Ontology annotation, molecular function: nucleic acid binding. The coding region runs from base 1 to 1395 and encodes 464 amino acids. The record is from RefSeq and is a predicted model, not a curated record.